Salvelinus fontinalis (brook trout) is the source of this 1714-nucleotide messenger RNA. Its product is annotated as zinc finger protein 239-like. NCBI's taxonomy places the organism in Eukaryota, Metazoa, Chordata, Actinopteri, Salmoniformes, Salmonidae. The transcript has 2 exons. Gene Ontology annotation, molecular function: DNA-binding transcription factor activity; RNA polymerase II cis-regulatory region sequence-specific DNA binding. The coding region runs from base 256 to 1401 and encodes 381 amino acids. The record is from RefSeq and is a predicted model, not a curated record. Gene Ontology annotation, biological process: regulation of transcription by RNA polymerase II.
UGACGUAUAAUCUAGUGGACGGGACACGUCUUCAACAACAACAACAACAACAAAGCUACCGAUUCAACCCCUUCGGCAGCUUGCUAGCCAACAUAAAACCGAAACAUUGAAGUUCUUUUUAAACACAAUCCUGUUAACGUAUAUACCAGUUAACUUUAAAAGUAAUUUGCUUGUUCAAUUUGUUGAAAUUGUUACUCAGCCUAGCACUAAGCUAGUCGCUAAUGCAAACUAGCUAACUAGCUAACAACCCCAACCAUGAGCUCACUAAAUUACUCCUCCCCUGCUAAAGAAGAGAAUGUCUGCUGGACGGAGAAAGAAGCUCUGGGGCUGAACAUUGUCGUGAAAGAGGAAGAGGAGGAUAUUACAGUAAAAGGAAAGGAAGAAGCUUCCAGAACGAUAAAGGAGGAAGAUCAUGUUACAUUUGGAGUGGAAGAUGGGAUAGAGGCUGUCACAGUGGAAGAGGAGUGGGUAGAAGAUUUCAGAAUAAAAAAGGAAGAGGAGGAGGAUGUUAUAGUGAAAGAAGAGGAAGAACCUUUUAGCGUGAAAGAGGAAGAGGAGGCUAUCUCAAUAAAAGAGGAGGAAGACGUUUUGGGAGUGAAAGAGGAGGAGGAAGGAGAGGAGGAGGAGACUGAAAAAGAUCUGAUUAACACCAGAGAGAGACCACACUCUCACUCUGACAACAGGAAGAGUCCUUCAGGGGAACAAGACCCAGAGACGCCCAAACCAGUGAGACCACACCAGUGUUCCCACUGUGUAAAGAGUUUUAAGUGGUUAUGUUACCUAAAAGAACAUGAAAGAAUACACACAGGAGAAAAGCCUUUCCAAUGUUCCCAGUGUGUAAAGAGUUUUACCCAAUUAGGGAGCCUGAAAAUACAUGAGAGAUCACACACAAGAGAGAAACCUUACCACUGUGCCCACUGUGAAAAUACCUUUUUCUCAUCAGGGGACUUGCUAAAGCAUAAAAGAACACACUCGGCAGAGAGGCCCUACCAAUGUUCCCAGUGUGGAAAGAGUUUUAUCCAGUUAGGUAACCUGAAAAGGCAUUUGAGAACACACACAGGGGAGAAGCCCUACCACUGCUCAUACUGUGAAAAGAUAUUUACCCAGCUAGCGAACUUAAAAAGGCAUGAGAGGACACACAAAGGCGAAAAACCUUACCAAUGUUCCCAGUGUGAAAAGAGUUUUACAGAGUUUGGGAGCAUGAAAAGGCAUGAGAGAAUACAUACAGGGGAGAAGCCUUACCACUGCUCCCAAUGUGAAAUGAGAUUUUCCUCAUCGUGGUGCCUAAAAUCACACAAGAGGACACACUCAGGAGAGAAGCUUUUCCAAUGCUCUCAGUGUGUAAAGAGUUUUACCCGGUUAGGGGACCUGAAAAGACAUGAGAGGACACACACAGGAUGAGCCUCAUCACCGCUCCCAGUGUUGCAAGAGUUUUAUCUGGUUAGGUAGCCUGAAAAAUACACUCUGGAGAGAAGCUUUACCACUGCUCUCACUGUGGCUUUAAACUUACCUGCUUAAAGCAACUGAAAGAGCAUGUAAGUCCACACCUGAGAGAAACGUUAUCAAUGCUCCCAGUGUGGAAAGAGAUAUGAAAUCAAAUUAUAAAAAGCAGACUCAAAAAUAAAUCUGUUUUUAUUUCAACACAUGACCUAAAUAUGGAGUACGUCAGAAAGAUUGUAGAUGCUCUGUGAUUAAACUGCCCGUUUUAAACUCA